Messenger RNA from Astrephomene gubernaculifera, 12760 nucleotides. The record is from the annotation of a GenBank genome assembly. Lineage: Eukaryota; Viridiplantae; Chlorophyta; Chlorophyceae; Chlamydomonadales; Astrephomenaceae.
AGAUACUUUAGUAUUUCCCCUACGUUCUGUAAGCAUCAUAUUGACGUUGGACGUCGUCUCUUUACUAUUCAAUUCAAUGCUUUUGCAUAUGACACUCGGCCGGGCACUACCGAGAGGCUUAGCAGGCUAAGCAGCUAUGCAAGCGGCGGGAUUGCUGCCGCUUAUACUGCUUCUGGCAUUGCCAGGGUGGUCUACUGUCGUUGCAUGGGCUUCGACGACGCCGCGGGAGGCUUCGCCUUUUCUUUUGCACCCAACACGGCAGAUAUACUGUGUCCCUUACCUUGACGGCAAUUCGGAAAGCCUAUACGCGCUUAAAGCGAGUACAUUUCCACCAAGUGCAGCAUGGAGCAUUCCUUUAGAGCGUGGCGAGCGAUGUGGAGCGCUUGCUAGCGCUGGCCGGCGGACAUGUGUUUUGACAAAUAAGCAGCGGCUUCUAUGUGCGGGCGCGUCGGACGGCAACUUGGUGUGGCAACGGCAGCUAGCCGGGGGUUGGCGUCUGACCCCCGCUCUCACGCUGCCGUCGAAGGUCUUGGUGACAUGGAGCCCAGAGCUAGGGUCUCUAGCAGCUUACAGUGAAGAAGGACAGCUGCUGUUAUCCGUCGCAGAUCAGUGGUCCUUGCUUAUAGCCGCUAUGGCUGCGGGGCCAUCUCUUCUAGCGCUGGGGCGACCGACAGGCGACCCUGCCUCACUCACACUCUCCAACCUCAACAUCACCACCUCGCGUUUGGACUGGGAGGCGCAGCUACCACUCUGGCUAUCAGCUCCGGGAGUCAUGACGUCUCUGGCCCUUAUAGGAUCGGGCCGUACGGCAUUGCUUGCUGCAGGGACUGCCACCCCAUCGCACCUUCCCACAGACGACUCGGCGUUUCCGCAGCUGACGCUGAUCCUUACGGAGGUAGCCACUGGGCGGAUGGAGGUAGCGACGGCUGCAAGGGUGGCAGGCGUGGGGCGGCUCCUGGCGCUUGGUCAGCCCUUGGAGGGCUACAGCAGUAGCGGCGAUGGUGGCGACACGGCGUCAGCGUUGCUGCUGCUGCUGCCCGUUGUGUUCACACCCAGCAGCGACGUGUCACAGGUGCGGGGCGGCCUGCUGUCUCUCCGACGGCUUACAGCAGAGCAGUCGGGAGCUGCCUUUAGCGAAGAUGUCGGCAAGGAAGCAGCAGCAGCGGCGGCGUUCUUGAUGGCACAGACGACGCAAACGGUGCUCGGCGCUACGUUGCUGGCCUCAUGGGAGCUGCAGCCGGCGUCAGUUGCUGGAAAUAGACUUGUUGAUACGUACGCCGCGCCUUCCUGCACAUCGCUGCAACGCCAUGCGGCUGCUGCAUGCAUCAUGGAGGAGGAUACCGCCGCAGCUGCAGCUCUGCCGACGGACGCCGCCGCCGCCGCCGUCAGGACGCGCCGCCGGCAGUUGGUAGUCGUUGGCCUGUCGGUUGGCGAUGUCGUACUGCAACGAAACUAUCCGGCGUCAGGUGGUGUAGCCGAUAGCCACGUCAGCGGUUGGUGGUUUGCAGCCGUUGAGGGCGGCUACGAGGCAACGGCUGCCUUGGAGCUGCUAGCAGUACUGCCCAGCACCAACGCAGCUGGAGUGGCUGUCCCGGGGGCGGAAGCGGCGGGAGACAUCAAUGGCGAUGGCAGCAGUGAGGCGACGGCGUGUGGGGACGCUAACGUGGCGGCUUGGGUGGCGGAGCUCAUAUCGUACGGCCACAAUGCCGCGUCAAGCAGCGCUAGCGCCGCCACCGCAGCUACGGUGGCGCCACGCGUUCGGUUCAGAGCGCUCUGUCGUGCUGCGGUUCCGGAGCAACGACAGGGGCAUGAAGCGAUGACGGGGUUAGCAACGUCGGGGUCAGCGACGUUGACAGCCAUCCUUAGCGAUAUCGAUGACGAUGAAAACGAUGAUAGCGGAAUCGCCGUCAGCCGGCGAAGCCGCCGCCAGGUGCUACAGUGGCAUCAACGUCCACCCAGUCCCCUGCCACCUUCACCAUUUCCCAAGCCACCCCCACCGCCGCCAAGACCCUCACCACCGGCGCCUCCGCCGGUGCCGCCCUCACCGCCGCCAUCGCCGCCUCCACAUCCGCCGCCAUCGCCUUACCCCUGCCCCCGCGCCAUGCCGGGCCGUACGGCGGGCGCCGUUGCCACGUUCUACAACGGCACCAACCUAGCCGCAGCCGAGGCGGCUACCUUGGAACUGAAAGCCCAGGAGGCCAUUCCGCAGCUGCUUCCUGGUAACAUCACAGUGCUCUUCCAAUGCAACAUCCCCAACAAUGUCUCCCUCAACCUUUCCACCUUUGCUUGCGAGCCCCAGGGCGUGAAACGUGUUAGCGGCGACAGCCUCCGCUACUACGCAAACAACGCGUCGACGCUUGCCUGCAGCGCCCGCAUCCGCCAUUUCUUCAAGCCACCGCCGCCAUCGCCGCCUCGCCCCCCUGCGCCGCCUGGCUUUCCUCCUCCCUUCCCACCGUCUCCCGUCACACCGCCGUCGUUCCCUCCAUCUCCCUUCAGUCCUCCGCCCCUCACUUCACCACCCUUCAAUCCACCACGACCCUUCGACGCACCAGCCGUGCCGUACGACGGCGGCGGCGACCCCACCCUCAAUGCGCCGCCAUCCACGCCAGCCGUAACCUACGACACCCUCGACGUCGUCCCCCUGACCUGCUACGCCACCAUGGAUACCAAUGGCACGACCCAUACAGUCGAUGAGGGGCUGGAGCCAUUGACCACGUUUGACUCGUCAAGCCUGGCAGGAUGCCGGCUUAAGGAUCAGGCGCCGGCGCGUAUGUCGUAUUCCACUGCCGUACGAUGUGCGGCCCUAAGCACACCCUCGCCGGUGUACGUGCCGCCGUCGCCCAGCGGCUACGAUACGUAUGUCAGCUGUGAUCGCUUCUUUGGAAAGCCGGACGCAGGUGGAGGCGAGGGGCUGCAGAAGCGACUCAGUGUUCUGCUGGGAGAGGAGCAGCCGCUCCCAGCGUUGACGCAGCUGCUGUGCCCCAACCCGCCCUGCUACGGCCCCGCGGCGGCUGCGUUGGAGGUGUUGAUGGGCUACAGUCGCCGCGCCAACAUCAACGUGGACCUGAAGAUCUACAGCCCGCCGCCGCCGCAGCCUCCCUCACGGCGCGUGUCGCCGCCGCCGCCACCCCCUCCAUCCUCCAAUGCCAUCGACUGGGUCCUCAUGUUCGAUCCCGCCAGCACCUACUGCCUCGACCUCUCCCUGCACGUCGCACCGCCCCCUCCCCAUGUAUCCUCGCCGCCGCCCGCGCCGCCGCCGCCACCGUCGCUGCUGGCGCCGCCACCGUCCCCCAAGUCCCCGGAACCGGGAGCCCCCCUAGAAACCCCACCCCCAUCGCCAACGCCGCCGCUUCCGUUGCCGCCCUCGCCGCCGCCGCCGCCGCCCUCGUCACCGCCGCCGCCGCCGCAAUCCCGCAGCCUCUCGCAACUCUUCUCCACCGCGUUCGGCGGGUUCCAGAUCCUCCCUGCUGCUGAGGCCUCAGUGUGCAUGUCAGGCGGCUACACGCCUUUCAGGUUGGCCCAUGUGGCUGCCUCCGGAGCGGGCCUGCGGGGAUCCAUCGGUGUGGACAUACUGCGAGACCGGCUGCUGCUGUCAGACGGCAUCCCCGUGUCCAACUUGAUCUCCAUAGACCUCUCCAAUAACACCAUCUACGGCACAUUGCCGGGCAGUAACAGCAGCCUCAGCACAGCUACUACCCUUGACAGCACCAGCACCAGCACUGCAAGCAGCAGCAGUAGCAGCAGCCAGAGCAGUAACAACAGCACGCUUAUCGGCUACGACUUUCCGUGCCUGUUUUGGAACCUCAGCCGCAACUACCUGUCCGGCGGCAUUCCCUCGACCUUUUACAUGCACAGUGCGCUGGUGGUUGACUUGUCGUACAAUCGCCUGAGCGGACCGUUGCCGGAGACCUGGACCCUGUUGGAGACGGCGGUGGUGCUGGACCUCUCAGGCAACCAGCUGACCGGCACCCUGCCCCUGAGCUGGGCCAUCGACUUGGGCACUCCCUCCGGUCUCACCACGCACCGGGACUACAACGGGCUGCGCAGAAGCCUGGAGCAGCAGCAGUGGUCACCACCACCAUCAGCACCAUCUGCCACAUCCGCAACCCGACCUUCUCCUCGCAGCCAAGGUGACCUUGUACCGGACGUCAGCGACCACACCUCAUCCGCAUACGGCUACAGUUACGGUGAUGAUGACGAGGAUGAGGCCGCCGGCUUGCCCUCUCAGCAGCAACAGCAAGGGCGACACCAGCAGCAGGGUUUCAGCAGGCAAGGGCCGGGUCAGCGGCGCCGCCGGCACCGGCGCGGGCUGUUGCAGAUUGGGACCAACACCGGUAGCGCCUCCCCGCCUCCGCCACCCCUGCCGCCCUCCCCGCCGCCCUCGCGCCUGCGGUCCAUGCACACGCUGCGGCUGGCGGGGAACCGGCUGAGUGGGGCGCUGCCGGAGGCCUGGAUGAACCUGGCGACCAACGAGUUGGACCUCUCCAACAACAACCUCUCGGGCCCCGUCCCCGCCGACUGGAGCGGAGUUGCCUCCAUGCAGCUGCUGGACCUCAGCGGCAACACCCGCCUCAACGGGUCCAUUUGGGGCAUAUCCCUGCCGGUGCUGCUGCAAGUGGCCAAGGUUGCCGACACGGGUGUGGUUUUGGAGCCCGAGGUGGUGCUGUCGGGCUACCACCCGCGACCCGCGCUGUGGGUGAUGCUGGUGGACGCCAUCCUGCGCGGCCGCCUCAGCCUGAACAACGUGCGGCGGCCGGAGGUGCAGGCGGAGGACCUGAGAGGCAUCUGCGACGUAUUUAGGGCCUACCGUGCCUACCAGCAGCAGGCCGAGUCCGCCGUGCCCCACAACCUGUACAACAUCACCACCUCCCGCGAUCUCGGCCGCGCCCUCUUCACCCUCUCCCUCGCCAACGCAACUGCCACCGCCAAGCUCUUGAACACUUCCGCCUCCAACUCAAACAGCAGCACCCUUCCCCUACUGCUGCCUGCCGGGGAGCCCUCCGCGCCGCCGCGCCCCAUGUACGGCUUCAUGGCCGACUUUGCGACGUGGGUGGCGGGCGGGCCGCCCGGUGCCGCGCCCUCCGAAACCGCCUGGCUGGCGCGGCCCGAGGAGUGGUGCUACGAGCGUAACGUGGCGGUGCUGCUGCGCCCGGUGCUGGGGCUGUGGCUGCCGGUUGUGACGUUGCUGGUGGCGAUGGUGCUGCCCAUGCCCUGCUACUACUACUGGCGUCGGAGGGAUGAAGAGAUGGAGAAGCGCGCUGCCGCCGCCGCCGCCGCCGCUGCCGCCCAGGGCGUGACCGCGCUGGUUCAGGUGUCAGGGAAGCAUCAAGACGAACCGCAAGCCUCCGCUCCCUUCUUCGCAAAGAACCUCAUAUCUCGCUUGCAGCAGGUAACUGCCCGUCGCCCCGCUCCGGAAAUCAGCCGCAAGCCCACCGCAGUGCGCUUCGUCCUAGAGCCGGAGGCUCCGCCGACGGCGCCGGCGGCGGCAGCGGCCGCCGCUUCAUCCGCCGCCAUCGCCGCCGCUCAGGCUGCAGUGACGCGUUCCGAGGACUGGACGAGAGGAGCAUCCCGGCGCUCCGGAAGUGACCCGCCCGUGAUGGGCUUGACUAGCAUGCUGCCCUCAGCACGCUUCACACCACACUCCCAGGCGUCGCUGACGCCGGCAGGGGUGCUGAGCUGGCCUGGACAUCCGCCUAGCGGUUCGGUGCAUUCGCUUCCGCCACUGGUUCCCCUGCCGGGGAUGCAACCAAGGCCGGUCUUGGUCACAGCGUCCUCCGCCCCCGCCGCCGCCGACGGCGGCGGCGGCGCUGGUGAUGAAAGGGGCGGUGGAGGUGAAAGCGGCGGCGGCGGUGGGGCCGCGGCCGCUGGUCCGGUUGCAGAGGCGCUGGAGGAUGAUGACGUGGCGACGACGCCGACAGCGACGGCGCCUGCAGCGGUUCCCGCGGUCGGCUUGCGCGGCUUCCUAGCUCGCAACAGUGGCGGCGGAGGCAGCGUGGUGCGCACCUCCACACCCACGCUGGUGGUGGGCUUUGGCGAAGGAGAGGGCACUGACGGAGGUGCUGCGUCGCCGUCAGCGCCCAAGGUACCGACGUCGCCGUCGGGCAGGCCUAAAGGCCGCAGCCGAACAUCCAUGCUGGCGCCUCCGCCGGUGAUUGUCACUGAGCGUCCCGACCUCAGCACCCCCAUCAGCCUGCUGAAUGGAACCCUGGGAGCCGAGUCGCCACGGCCGGUUGCGGCACCCGUGCCGGCGGCGGCCGCCAAGAACCGCCGUACAUCUGCCGUCGUGGUGCCCAUCCCAGACCAUGUGGAGGACCUGGACUCCCCGCUGCGGUCACCCAGCCGUAAGCCGCGUACCAGCCGCGAUCCUCUUUCUCCCGGCUCGCCGAGCCGCAAGAAGGGUAAGAAGCUCGGAGUGCGGGUGAUGAAGGCCGCAGCGGCCGCUGCAGCUGGCGGCAGCGGCGGGCCUGCUGUCGACGGUGGCGGCGAAAGCGCCGGCGGUCCUUCCAGCCCUGGUUCUCCCGUCACCCCCCUCCGCGCCCUCGCCGCCAAGAACUCCCAGCGGCGCAUGGCUCGUAAGACCUCCGCUCGCUCUAAGCCGCAGUCCCAAAUGCUGCCGACGCCCGACGCCGCGCUUGAAAGCGCGCACAAGCCCAUGAACCGCAACCCUGGUCUGGUUGCCUCGCUGCAACAAGGCAGCGCCGGUGCCACGGCGUCGCCUUCAACACCGCCCCGUCAUCGUAGCCGCGGUGCUUCCAUGGCACCCUCACGGCAGGGUUCGGCAGCCGUGGAGCCUCCCUCCUCACAGGAGCUCCCUCGACUGCCCGUGCCCACGCCGUCUCGCCUCUCCACGCCCAACUCUACCAACUUCGGACCGCUUUCGGGACUGCUUCCGGGCGGCCGACAGCCACGCAUGUCCGGCACUUCGGAGCUCCCACCAGAGCUGGAGGUCUCAGCAUCGGCUGGCGGCAAGCCUGCCAAAAUGCGCUCCCGUGCAGUGUCAACGCUGUUGGUGAGUGGCGCCACCACGGGUGAGGAAAGCGUGGGCGGCGAUGGUGCCGGUAGUCCAAGCUCCGGAGCGGUUAAGCGCAGGGUGGCGCGCACUCGAACCAAGUCGACGGAGGAGGGUAAGACGGCAGCGGAGGCGGCAUUGGGUGGUCUCCCCAAGAGCCCCAGCCGGAGAGUGACGAAGACGAAGUCGAAGAAGGUGACGGGGGCGGAGAUGACGGACGCAGAGGGUGCUUCUCCCGUACGUCGUGUAGCUCGGACGAAGUCCAAGAAGGCGGCAACGUCGGAGGCGGAGGCAACGGAGGCAGAGGGGUCACCCAGCCGGAAAGUAACACGCACCAAAUCAAAGAAGGCUGCGACGUCUGGAGUGGAGACAACGGAUGUGGAGGCGUCGUCGUCUAUGCGACGGGUAGCGCGGACCAAGUCAAAGAAGGCGGCAACUUCGGAAGCAGGGACGACGGAGGCGGAGGCAACUGAACGGGAAGGCUCUCCAAGCCGGCGGGUCGCACGCACCAAGUCCAAAAAGACAGCGGCAUCUGAAGCGGGGAGAACAGAUGCGGAAGCUUCUACAUCUAUCCGGCGGGUUGCGCGCUCCAAGUCGAAGAAGGGUGCAGCGUCAGAGGCGGAGGCUACUGAUGCAGAGGGCUCGUCUAGCCGCCGUGUGGCCAAGACCAAGUCGAAGAAGGGCGGGACAUCGGAAGCGGAGGCAACGGACGUGGAGGGCUCGUCUAUCCGGCGGGUCGCACGCACCAAGUCCAAGAAAGGUGCGACUUCAGAAGCAGAGGUGACAGAUCGGGAAGGCUCUCCCAGCCGGCGAGUCACACGCACCAAGUCAAAGAAGUCUGCGACUUCGGACGCGGAGGCAACGGAUGCGUCAGGCCGACGAGUGACCAAGACAAAGUCGAAGAAGUCCAAGGAGGAAACAACGGAUGGUGGGACCCCAUCCGUCCGGCGGGUGACCCGCAAGAAAUCCAAAAAGUCUGCGGCUUCGGAAGGGGAGGCAGUGGAGGCGGAGGGGCAAGCCGGCUCAAAGGCGCCAGAAGCUGAAGAGGGGAAGGCUGCGUCCGCGGGUGCUGAAGCCUCAGCCUUCAGCAGCAUUGGAGGUGCGACGGCUGCUGCGGCAGCACUAGGCACCACAGAAGACGACAAGUCCAGGGCCGCAUCGGGCGCGGGAGCAGUCGACGAGGAGGAGGCCACGGCGCAGGCAGCGGGCAUCCCCGCCAUCCUGGCGUCGAUUCCUGUCGUACGGCCGGGCAGCGGUCGUGGCGCCCUGGCGGCUCGUAGCGGACCCGAUGCGGGGUCGACAGCAUCUGCGGAAGAGCUGACCCUACCCUCAGCACCAUCCGGAGUGGCGCGUACGGAAUCCGCGACCCGGCCACCGCUCCCAGCGCUGCUGCGCGACUCUGCCACGAGUACUGCUGACGGAGGAACUUCAAUUCUACCUGGAGAGGCGGAGGAGCCGUUGUUGCAGCCACGACCUACAACGCCUCCUCCGACGAUGCAGCCGGCCACUGUUGCCGCCGCCGCAUCGUUGCCCUCAUCCUCGGAAGAUGAAGAGAGCAUGAGUGAGGCGCGCUACCGCGAGACCUCCCAGGCGCGACGGUCCUCCCGGAAAGUGUCAUACAGCGGUGUCGGUGCCGGCAGCCGUCGUGCCUGGGACCAGAGUCGGCGCGGCAGCUUUGACGGCGAGGAGGCCGAUGAAGCACCGCCGGAGCCGGAACUCAUUUCCGUCGGGCCACCGCCUCCACCGCCGCCCAAGCCACAGAAGAUGCGUCCUGUACGGCACCCCUUGCAGACCGUGCUGCACUACUACUGGUUGGUGUGGGAGUUCCUGGGCCCACGGGUCGGCGCCAUCGUGUAUCUGUUCAGCGUGGCCACAGAUGCGCUGUUCAUCGCGGCGUACGUGAGUCCCAGCCUGAGCCUUGCGCCGCCGGUGGUUGUCGGCGUCAUAUUGCUGCUCUUCUUCACAGUCAGCUGGGCCAUCCGGCUGCACAUCGCCUGGGGUCUCGGCCUGCUGCCCGCAUCCGCACUCGCGCUGCUCACCCUGCCGUUCGGUCUGCCGUACGAGCUCACCUGGGACGUCGUAACUGUCGUACUUGGCUUCCUGCUGGGCUCGCCCGAGGCCUUCAACCGCUCCAUUCGCGGCUUCGCGCUGUACUGCUGGCACGGCCGGCCUGGCUGCUUCAGCCUGGCGCCAAACAUGCGCGUCUUCCGGAUCAAGCUGCUGCUGGAGCCGCUGCUCAGCGCGGCGCCGCAGGCGAUUGUGCAGUCCGCCUUCUACCUGGUGGCCUACCGCUCCGGCUUCGUAAUCACCCCGCACGUCUACAUCAUCUCCGCCGCCGCCUCCGCCGCCUCGCUGCUCAAGGCCGCGGCGGCGCUGCACCACUAUGCGUACGGCGGGGUGCCGCUGGCGCACGUGUUCAAGCAGCGCGGACCCGCAUUCAACCAGGAGCUGCUGCGGCUGGAUGCACUGGAGGACAUUACGGAGAAGGACGAGGGUGCCAAGGAGGACCCCAUGUCGCUGGUGCACAAAAUCCUCGGCCUGCGCGCCGCCUCCUUCGCCUCCCGAGUGCGCAUCGCACCGCAGGACGGAUCCUCACGUCGGGGCACCGUUGCGGCGGCGCCCUCCACCUCCCUCACCACCACCGCGGCGACCACGCCUGCUGCCUCGCGGCCCUCCUCCGCCGGCACCAGCAAGCGCGAUGCUGCUGCCGCUGCUGCUGCCGACGGCGGACAGGGCGGCUCCGCCGCCGCCACUGCUGCCGCAGCGCUGCCCUCGGCGGCAACAGCCACUGGAGCUGCGAGCUCCGCAGCCUCUGGUGGUAGUGCGACUGCUGCUGCUGGUGGUGAGCAGGAGGAGCAGGGCACGACGCCGCGGACGCCAGCGGCGGUGGAAUCGGAAUCCGAGGUACAGCCGGUGUCCACGACGGAGGUCACCACAGCGGCGCCGUCAGCGGCCUCCAGUCGUCCCGGCAGCGCUGGUAGCCCCAGCAGGCCCCGCGGGCCGCCCAACCGCCUGGCCAGCAUGAAGAAGGCCGCCGAGGGCUUCAAGAACCUGGCGGCAGUGGCGUCGGCGCUUAUGAGUGGUGGCGGCGCCGCUGGCUCCACCGCCGGUGCUUCCACUGGCGGCGCGGCGAGCUCCGGCGGAGAGGAUGCCAACAGCGGCAGCGAGGGCGGCCGCUCGCUCAGUGUCAAGUCCCGAGCUCUGAGCAACCGCUCUCGCAACGUCAGCAUGCUCAAGGGUGGCCGUCUCAAGUUUGCGGCCUCCCUGCGAUCACGUGCUGACGCCUCCGGCGCCGCUGCUGGCAGCCGCAGCAGUGCCGCUGCUGCCGCCGCCGCAGUCCGUGCGGUUGACGGCGCCGCCGCCGCCGACGCGUUGGAAAGCGCCCCCGCCAGCCCGCACAAGGCUUCUGGGCAGACCGGGAAGUACGGCAACCACAUCCCCAAGCCCUCCGCGCCCAACGCCUUCUUCGGGUCCACGGACGACCGGCCAGAGUUCCAUGUGCCGUACAACCCGCUUGGUUUCGGCGAUGCCGCCAGUACGGCAUCCAUGGCGGCGAGAUGGAGAUCCCGGGCCUCCACCGCCGCCGAGACGCGCCGCGCCAACGAACAGUCGGCAAACACCGCUGCGUGGGCGGCGAUUCUGGGGCCCGACGGCGCCCUUCGCCCCUUGCAACAACGCCCCGGUGGCGCCGGGCCGUCGGCGGCGCCCUCGAACUCCUGGCACGCGCCAGUGUUCGCUCUUCCGCCGGCGUCUCCGGCCGCGCGGUUCAGCCAAACGAUUAUGGCGGCGCAGCAGCAGCAACAGCAGCAGCAGCAAUUGCUGCAGCAACAACAACUGCAGCAGCAACAGCAGCUACAGGCGGGCAUGUACGGCAUGUAUGGAGCGGGAAUGUACGGCGGAGCAAGUACCGGCGGCGGAGCGGGAAUGUACGGCGGAGCAAGUACCGGCGGCGGAGCGGGAAUGUACGGCGGAGCAAGUACCGGCGGCGGUGCGGGAAUGUACGGCGGAGCAAGUACCGGCGGCGGCGCCAUCUCCACCGUCACCAGCAUGCCUACCACACCCGGAGCCACCACCGGCGCAUCUCCCACGCCGGCAGCAACCAGUUGGGGCGGCGCCUCCUUCGCAACCGCCACAACCGCCGGCGGCGUUAACCCCAUGUACGACCCAUCUGCCUAUCAGCAGUACGUCGCGUACUACAGCGCCCUUCAACAGCAGCAGUACGCUGCAGCCGCUGCGGAGGCCGCCAGGUUGGCUGCAGCGCAAGCACAGGAGCAAGCACAGGCACAGGCUCAAGCACAGACUCCUCCCGAGGAGCCAAGCCCUGCGGCCGCUGCCCCAGCUGCCCCAGCAGCGGCACCGGAAGCUGAUGCAGGCGAUGCUGAUGCCGCCGAGCCAUCAGGAUCCGCGUUGGAUGCACCAGGAGUCGAUCCCACGCUGUUCCCGCUGGUGUCAGGACCGAGCGGCCGCUUGCCACCGCUUGCAAGGGUGUCGCAGGUUGCCACCGCGGACCCCUCGAGUAUUGUGUAGAAGGAGGGGGGGGGCGUGGCGGAGACAGCUGGGGGCGGUGGUGAAGUGGUGGUGGUGAGGGGAGGGCUGUUGGCCUAUGGCUACCGCGUUGGAAGGGAUAACGCUAGUUUGGUAGGGUCGUGGAAGAACGGCGUGGACCCAAGACGCCGUGCAGCUGUGUUGUGUGACUUGAAUGUGGGGCCGCAGGUAUAGCAACCCACGUAGAUGAUGUCGCGUUUCGAUGAGCGCGGGCGUGUGUGAGCGUGCGCUGAAGUAGGGGUGGAAAGGCAGCUGGUGACAUGUUGCCGGUAUGGGGGACGGUAUAGGGGACGGGGGCUGACGUGCAUCCGCGUCAGUCCUGGGGGACUUCAGACUUGCAUUUGUAGGGGGUUCCUAUAGGGUCUUCUGAUCACGGUUGCAUGGCGUAUGUGAGGGGUUAUAGGAACCCGAUUUGUGGCAGUAUUGUGCGUGCGAUGUGUUCGCUAAGCGUAGGACGUUAACACGUGGUGCGUGGAGCCCAGCCCGAUGUGUGUGCAAUAGGCUAAGUGUGUUGUGUGCCUGUGCCUGAGACGUCCCCAACUAUGGACGGGAGGUUUGCUGUGCGGGCGCAUGACAUGCCCUGUGUUCGGUAUAUGGAUAUGCACGUCAUGGAAACGCACGAGAAGACAGAAGAGCGACGCUUUAUAGGCCGCAUAGGACCGCCAUUCAUGCAUGUGCCAUCUGCGCUGAUGUGUGCGCGCGCGCGUGUGUGUUGCCUGUCGUUCGAAGCCUAUCUAGGCUGCCGUUUAGGUGCGACUCCGGCAGAGCAACCUCUGCUGGCAUUGUCCACCGCCGGCGGGAUUCAGUUGACACAGGACGCUGUCGCUUACCAGUAGUGGCUGUGUUGCCGCUGCUCCCCAUGCUGCUUCUUUUUCCACAAUUUAUUGCAAACAUGAUUCCUCCGGCACGUCGUGUGGGCACGUGAUUAAUUUGCCACCAGGUUGUUUACGGUUGCGUAUGGUACUGCGAGUUGCAGUUGACGUUGAAGACGUUGUGCCGUAGCUGGUUGUAGUCCUGAUGUACGACAUUGCCUAGGACAGUUGGGUGCGAAGACACGCACUGACACCCAGUUGCGCUGCUACCCCACUACUACCUGCGAACGAGGGGGGGUGUUGUGUGCGUGGGCCAUUGUUCCCCCCCCCGAUGAUACUUGGGGUGCCCACGUGACAAAAUUCCGUCGGGGGCCUUGUAACAGACGGAAACUCC